UUUUGUAUAAACUGUUUACAAGUCAUGCCUCUGCGUGUCCUGUACCUAAGCUGAUAAAGCAUCUAUGCACUUUAAUCUCAAGUCUAUGCCACUCUGCUAGUACAGUGUGAGCUGUGCCUUGAACCUUGGAUAUAAAGACCUGCCAGCCAAAGUCUUGUUCCUGCCUUAGUAAUGUUCCAGAGGUUAAAUAACAUGCUCAUGGGAGAGAUUGAUAGCUUGUCCAGCCAAGAGCCAGAGUUCAGUGAGAAAGAAGACGAUGAGUGGAUUCUGGUUGAUUUUAUAGCAGAUGCUUGCACUACUUGCUCUGUGGAGGAAGCAGACAUUGCUGAAGCACCGGCCGCAGACGGCUCGCCCGUUUUCUCUUGUUUACCGUCUCCCUUGGAACGCUUGCCAGAGGCCAAUGAAUCUUGCUUCAUCCAAUUUGAGUCGUGUCCCAUGGAGGAGAGUUGGUUUAUUACCCCUCCCCCAUGUUUUACUGCAGGUGGAUUAACCACUAUCAAAGUGGAAACUAGUCCAAUGGAGAACCUCCUAAUAGAGCACCCCAGCAUGUCUGUGUAUGCUGUCCAUGAUACCUGUCACAGCCUUAAUGAGACUGGAUGUGGAGAUGAGGAGUUUCACAGCCCAGGUAGCCCCAGACUGGAGGCCCAAAGUGAAACAGGACAGCGUGUUCACUGCUACGUCACAGCUCUUGCUACUCGUUCAACUUUUCUGGAAAAAACCAAGAGCUUUCGUCCUACCCACUGGAUAAAAGAACAUAAUGAAAGACACUAUCUCAACAAAAAUGGUCUCCGUCGCCAAAACCUUACCAGGGAUUGCCACUCUCGGCAUAUCAAGCACAACGGACUGUUUGUUCACCAGCCUUGCCAGCGUCAGUUCAAUUACUGAUGGCUCUUGUGGUUUUAAUCUAAGGUCUAAUUGUUUUUUAGGUUGCUUUUAUUUUCAUACAUAGGUAAGUUUGGUCAAUCUGAAGCUGAUCGUCAAUCCUUCAAACACAAUCAUAACUAGUGUUGCAUUCUUUUGAAAUGACACAUAAAUCUCUGAACAUCUUGCAGCAAGUCCUAAAUGUUGAUGCUAAAUAUCAAUGUCUUGGAAGCCUAUCAGUAUGAUAGUUUGUGUGCUGUUUUAUAAACUAUGAUGUAUAGAUGGAUUCUUAGUUGGUAUUUUAAAAAAACUGAGAUGGAAAUCAGUUACAUUUUGCAUUAAUCAAAGUGGAGUUAGAAAAUUUGAGGUUAGCCAUAUGCUUUAAUGACCAGUACUCGACAGCUUUUGUAUCUGUCUGUAUUCAGCAUAUAUGAUUACUUUCUAACAAGGAGAUACUGUAGCUGCCGGUGGAUAUUACAUAGCUAUGCUGAACUGUUACAAGAAGGACAUCUGAUCUGAACUGCCUAGUACCUAUUUGUGUUAGUGGAAUCUGUGUUGGGUACUUAAUAUGGAUGUCAGAAAAGGGUUAAAUGUCCCCCCAAUAUUGUUGCAGUGUGAUAUGGCACUGGUGUUACAAGUGUAGUACCUCACAGUGGAGUAGAAGGAAAAGUGGACCUAUGGGUUAAGUGCAGACACACAACCCAGAGAGCUGAACUGGGUUUUACUUGGUACAGUUCAAGUUCUUACUCCCUUUCUGGAAUUCUUUCUCUUUCUGUCUUUGAAAGAUCUAUUUCCCCCACCCUAUUUCAUUUAAUUUCUCGUCUAGUUAAAGGAAAAAGACGGUGGAUCAACCAUUCUUUUACUCACAUCAGUAGCUGACUGCUCUUUAAAUAAGUCAGGCUGAUGGAUAGCUAUUUCUGAGCUGCUGAUUGCUAUUCGAUUGUCUUAUAUUUACAGAUUGAGAAUAGCUCAAAAGUAGCUAGAAUGAAGGUUUUAUUAGAAGUUCUCCUAAUUUUCUCUAUGAAAAUGAAGUCCGAGUUAAUUGUGACUGGAAAUGAAGGGCUGUGUGUGGCAGGGAGAAUGGGAUGCUGAAAAACAGUCUUACAGAACUAAACACAGUGAUAACAGGGUGUAUAAAUAUUGAGAUUGUCAAGUGGUUGUUCUCCUAGCCCAUGGUGGGCAGAAGGACUGGAUGGUAGUUCCGUGGGCCAACAGGAAAGAAAAGCCAUUCAAAACCAACAAGGGUUUUCUUAAGAACACUGUGCAACUUGUUUUGGAAGUUGGCAGGCACUUAGAGGAAAAAAAAAAAGUAAAGCUUACCUGUUAACAAAGAGUGUGUAUUACACAGCAACCACAUGGCAUGCCAAACUCUGAUACAUCAAUCUGGGAAGUAGACUAAAUGGCUAUGGAGGUGAGGAAGCAGAAAUCUGCACUGAAAGAAGAGGGGAAGUAAGUUUUGUCCCCCUUUCUGUCAGUGCUGGAUGUGACUUACUGUUUUUCCCUUGUGUUUAGUGCCUAGGGCAUUGAAGUGUUAACAUGAUGUUAAAUUAUGUCUUCCAGUAGUCCUUAUACAGAAGUUAGUGUGAGGACUCUUUCAAAUUAGACAAGAUCAAUAAUGAGAAUUAUUCCCAACCUGUGAAGUAUUUUAAAUUCAGCCAAAUGGCUUCAAUUUCACUGAAGAAAAACCCCAACGAUUUGGAUUGACCCUGAUGUAGUGGUACUGUUGCACAUUCUGCAGCUGGAAUUGUUGUGGAACAUACUUAGUGUACAGGAAACAGCAUUCAUAACCUCUGUUUCGCUGCAGAUGUGCUGCCUCACUGGGAUUAGUUAGGAUUGUUGCAAAGGAAUGUUGACAAAUAGUUAAGUGUGUAAAAGCAAGAGGUGCUUUCCUGAAUAUGCUAGGGGUUUUGCUAAGACACAUUGAAUUCAUGUGGACAGUGAAAGAAAACAAAAUUGGUCACUUCAUGAGUUUCUAAACCAGAUCUUGUUAUUACUCCUUUCAGUAUGUGCCCGUGUCCAUACAACAAUUCUUUUGUGGUCCAAAUACUCUGGUUUAUCUGCAAUAGCUGUAGUUUCACCAGUCCCUCGUCUGUUUACUCUUACUUGUCUCAGAUUAUCUACUUUUAUCACUCCAACUUUUUGUUUGUCUUAAACUUCCUUCUCCUCACUGCCAACUUUCUAGCUCAGGAAAAUUCUUUGCUUUCCUGUAUUUUUCUUUAUAUAAAAGUAACUACUUGUCCUUCAGCUUUAAUUUUCUUAAAGUGAAAUGAAGGAAGAUGGAGCCUCCACCUCCCUGUGUUAGGAGGAGUAAGUAAUCCUCUAACUCUUAACGGGGAGAUGGAGUUGAGAGCAUAAGGCUCCCAGGCAUUACAAUGAGGGCCUUGGUCUGUUCUUCUCAGUAGGCAAGUAAAUGCAACUUUAGACUGCUCCUAGAAUUGGGAGAUACUGAUCUUUUUUAUACUACAUUACUAGAUGACUUUCUGGUGAUGAAAACCUAUAUCUUUCAGGAUAUAAACUAUUUUGUUGCACAAAGCUGUGCUUCUCAAUUUGUAAUAUUGGAAACCAUGUUAUUGUGUGAGAUAGUACUGCAUCAAUGGCUUUUUGUUAAUUUGUUUUAAGUAUUUAUGUUGGUCUAGCCCUGUUUUAUGCCUGGAGCUAUUGGGCAAUUAGAUUUGUUUUGAUUUUCUGUUUUAAUAGCGAGCUGUGUGGCUUUUUAUAUGGCUUUUGAAUUGUAUUAAAGUGUGUUGUUUUUUCUUGUAAAAGUGGAGGCCUUGCACUGUCUCAUACUGAUCGAUAUUCAUGAAUCUUGCUGAAACUGUAUUUUCAUAUGUAUUGGUCAAUAGACAGAUUUGCAUUUUAAACUGUGCCUUCUACACAGCAAACUUGAAGAUUCAAAAGGGACAUUUCAGUUAGGAUUAAUACUGUACAUCAGUCUAUGCACAUAUGGCAGCUUCUCUCCAGAGCCACUUCUCUAUUUGUAGCAGCCCUUUUGAUAUGGAAGAAUGUCUGGCUCUUAUUUUUAAUAGUUCAACACAGGCUGAAAACCGACAAAAUACAGCACUUUGCCAAAAAGUAGCAUUGCUUAACCAGUGUGUAUUUACUAAAGCGAUCUUCUGUAUUUUGUCUUCAUAGCGCGUUCUACGCACCAUGGUCUUAACUCUCAAUAAAAAAAAUGGCUUAUUAAAAA
Athene cunicularia (burrowing owl) is the source of this 4048-nucleotide messenger RNA. RefSeq names its product tumor protein p53 inducible nuclear protein 1 (gene TP53INP1). The coding region runs from base 172 to 885 and encodes 237 amino acids. The transcript has 3 exons. Gene Ontology annotation, cellular component: autophagosome; nucleus. Gene Ontology annotation, biological process: positive regulation of DNA-templated transcription; autophagosome assembly. Lineage: Eukaryota; Metazoa; Chordata; Aves; Strigiformes; Strigidae. The record is from RefSeq and is a predicted model, not a curated record.